AAAGAUGAUGAGUUGGAUGGUUUGUAUUGGUGUAAAUAACGCAAAGCUGCGUGUCAGUCAUAUCAUCAUAUCAUAAUACUAAUCAAUCUCCUUCGUUCGUUCGUUCGUUCGUUCGUUCGUUCUCACAUUCAUUUCAACUAACAUUCAUUCACUCUCUCUAAUCUCUCAAAUGUUGUUUCUGUGAAUGAAUUGUGAUUUUCAACAACACAACACAAGACAGCAAUAAUAAUAAUAAUAAUGCCAAUUCCCACCGCCAACUUAUUAUUUAGUAUAUCAUUUCUUCUUCUUCUAAGUAGUAUCUCCUUCCUCACCCUCUCCGUCGCCGCACGCCCCUAUGUUCUUGUCCUCUCCCAGGAAGAUUUCAAAGACGAUGUCCCUCCUGAUUCCGAUUCCUCCGCCGAGUGGGACGAGUUCGGCGACUCUGAUUCCCACAAGUCCGAAGAGGAUCUUGACCCUGGAUCAUGGCGCCAAAUCUUCGAACCCUCCCCUACAGACCCCCAACCCCAAUCAGAUACUGAGCUUCUCUACUACUCCUCCGUCUCCAAACUAAUCACUGGGGACUCCCGUCUAAUGGAAGAGGGCUCCGGUGAGAUUGAGGCGGCUGCCGAAUCUGGCUACCCUGCUGCACAAUCAGUUUUAGGGUUUUUGUGGGGAAUGGGUCUUUUUCGAGAGAGGAGCAAACAGAAAGCAUUUGUUUAUCAUCACUUUGCUUCUGAGGGUGGCAAUAUGCAAUCCAAAAUGGCUCUCGCCUAUCUCUACACUCGUCAAGAUAUGUUUGAUAAAUCGGUUAAGCUUUAUGCUGAAUUGGCUGAAGUUGCUGUAAAUAGUUUUCUUAUUUCCAAAGAUUCUCCUGUCAUUGAACCCGUUAGGCUACACAAUGGAGCUGAAGAGAACAAAGAGGCACUCAGAAAGUCUAAAGGGGAAGAGGACGACGACUUUCAGAUUCUCGAAUAUCAGGCACAGAAAGGGAAUGCAGCUGCAAUGUACAAAGUCGGUCUCUUUUACUACUUCGGCCUUCGUGGAUUGAGGCGUGACCAUUCCAAGGCACUCUCUUGGUUCUUGAAGGCAGUCGACAAGGGUGAGCCUCGUUCUAUGGAACUUCUCGGAGAGAUAUAUGCCAGGGGAGCUGGUGUUGAGAGAAACUACACUAAAGCCUUUGAAUGGCUUACUCUUGCAUCUAAACACCACCUCUACUCUGCUUAUAAUGGGAUUGGUUAUUUGUAUGUCAAAGGCUACGGAGUCGACAGCAAGAAUUACACUAAAGCAAAAGAGUAUUUUGAAAAGGCUGCUGAUAACGAAGAGGUUGGUGGCCAUUAUAACCUGGGUGUCAUGUAUCUCAAGGGAAUUGGAGUCAAAAGAGAUGUGAAGUUGGCAUGUAAGUUCUUUAUAGUGGCUGCCAAUCACGGUCAACCGAAGGCUUUCUACCAGCUUGCAAAGAUUUUUCAUCUUGGUGUUGGGUUCAAGAAGAACAUUCCAUUGGCUACUGCCCUAUACAAGUUAGUUGCAGAACGAGGUCCAUGGAGUUCUUUGUCCAGAUGGGCACUAGAAGCAUACUUAAAAGGUGAUGUUGGCAAGGCUUAUAUGUUGUAUUCAAGAAUGGCUGAGAUGGGCUAUGAGGUGGCACAGAGUAAUGCUGCUUGGAUUCUUGACAAAUAUGGAGAACGAAGCAUGUGCAUGGGUGAAUCUGGAUUUUGCACUGAUGCAGAAAGGCAUCAGCGGGCACAUUCUUUGUGGUGGCAAGCUUCUGAGCAGGGUAAUGAACAUGCUGCUUUACUAAUUGGAGAUGCAUAUUACUAUGGUCGGGGAACUGCCAGGGAUUAUGACCGAGCUGCGGAGGCUUACAUGCAUGCCAAAUCACAAUCUAAUGCACAAGCUAUGUUCAAUCUCGGAUACAUGCAUGAGCAUGGCCAAGGACUUCCCCUUGACCUUCAUCUAGCCAAACGUUACUAUGAUGAAGCUCUAGAGCACGACCCGGCAGCUAAGUUGCCGGUCACACUGGCUCUUACAAGCUUGUGGGUUCGGAAGAACCAUGCUGACAGUUUAUUGGUCCACAUAAUUGAUUCUUUGCCAGAUGUCUAUCCAAAAUUGGAAGCUUGGGUAGAGAACGUGCUUUUGGAGGAGGGAAAUGCUACGAUUCUAACCCUCUUUGCAUGCCUCCUAACUGUGCUGUAUCUACGCGAGAGGCAACGGAGGCAAGCUGUUGUUGUAGCUGGAGAGGUCGCUCAGCCAAAUCGCCCUAAUGAACUUGGUGUGCCUGCACCCAUGUAAUUCAUGGUACAGAGACUGUUUCAGAUGGGUCCAAUUUCUUGUGCAAUAUAUUUUAUAGCGUCGAGUUUUCUUUCUUUCUUUUUAGGUAGCGACGACUUUAUAGGCCAAAUUGUACCACAGAGAACUUAUAGCGGUGGUUAUAAGUGGAUUUGUAGAUAUUCCUUUUAUUUGUGAGGUAGGAACAGGAACACACCUCGACACCUGAUCUCUUAACCCAAUAGAUGAGAGCUAAAAGAAAAGAUGCAUCCACUGUUGUCUAAGAUUUUUGUAUGGGAUUAAUUGAUGUAGUUUACAGAGAACUAGUACAUUAUAAUAUUUUCAUUGUGUCGUCCCUGUUAAAAAUGAAGUGGACUUGCUUUUGCUUGGA
Trifolium pratense (red clover) is the source of this 2635-nucleotide messenger RNA. Its product is annotated as ERAD-associated E3 ubiquitin-protein ligase component HRD3A. The transcript is spliced from 6 exons. Gene Ontology annotation, molecular function: protein binding. Bases 238 to 2268 code for a protein of 676 amino acids. Lineage: Eukaryota; Viridiplantae; Streptophyta; Magnoliopsida; Fabales; Fabaceae. The record is from RefSeq and is a predicted model, not a curated record.